This is a messenger RNA of Cooperia oncophora, 222 nucleotides long. The record is from the annotation of a GenBank genome assembly. Lineage: Eukaryota; Metazoa; Nematoda; Chromadorea; Rhabditida; Trichostrongylidae.
AUGCUUGCAUUAGAUAUUCAUGAUACGUUUGACUUCGAAGACGAUGUGGCGAAAACAGGUGAACGGUUGAAGGCCACAAUUUUGUCCCGAGGAUCUGGUGAUGUAGCCAAGGAGCUCUAUCGGCGGUUUCAGGGUCGUGAUCCUAGCGUUGGAGCAAUAUGUGACUUCUAUGAUCCUCCGUCCUUCUAUCAAUUAGAAGCUGAGGAAGCUGGUAGAGGAUAA